UUGAUUGCAAGGCAUGCAAUCUCUGUCACAUACCAACUAGCAUAGCAACCACGUAGAUCUACUGCGAUUAGAAGUUUGUAUUUACCUACACAGACCGCGGAUAUAUAUAUUAUUUAAUGUUAGUUGGUACAUUGUAUCUGCGCGGUUGUCUGUAGGAAUAUAGAUCUACCACAUCGGAGAAACCAGGAUGGAGUGGCAGCCGGAUGAACAAGGUCUGCAGCAAGUGCUUCAGUUACUCAAGGAUUCCCAGUCCCCAGACACAGCAACACAGAGAGCUGUGCAAGAAAAACUGGAACAGCUUAACCAGUUUCCAGAUUUCAACAACUAUCUCAUCUUUGUUCUCACAAGCCUAAAAUCUGAAGAUGAGCCCACUCGCUCUCUGAGCGGUCUGAUUCUGAAGAACAAUGUGAAAGCUCACUACCAGAACUUCCCUCCCAAUGUGGCAGACUUCAUCAAACGAGAAUGCCUCAACAACAUCGGAGACCCUUCACCGCUUAUCAGAGCUACAAUCGGCAUUCUGAUCACGACCAUCGCCUCCAAAGGAGAGCUGCAGACCUGGCCAGAGCUGCUGCCUCAGCUCUGUAACUUGCUCAACUCGGAGGACUAUAACACCUGCGAGGGUUCUUUUGGAGCACUGCAAAAGAUCUGUGAGGAUUCAUCAGAGUUGUUGGAUAGCGAUGCUUUGAACAGACCUCUUAACAUCAUGAUCCCCAAAUUCCUCCAGUUUUUCAAACAUUGCAGCCCCAAGAUCAGGUCCCAUGCUAUAGCUUGUGUGAACCAGUUUAUCAUUGGCCGAGCUCAGGCUCUGAUGGAUAACAUCGACACCUUUAUUGAGAGUCUGUUUGCUCUGGCCGGGGACGAGGACAGUGAAGUGAGGAAGAAUGUGUGCAGGGCUCUGGUCAUGCUCCUAGAAGUCCGAAUUGAUCGUCUCAUCCCUCACAUGCACAGCAUCAUCCAGUAUAUGCUCCAGCGGACGCAGGACCCAGAUGAGAACGUGGCCCUGGAGGCCUGUGAGUUCUGGCUGACACUGGCUGAACAGCCCAUCUGUAAAGAGGCCCUUUCUGGCCACUUGGUCCAACUGAUACCUAUACUGGUGAAUGGGAUGAAGUAUUCUGAGAUAGAUAUCAUUCUACUAAAGGGUGAUGUUGAAGAGGACGAGACGAUUCCAGACAGCGAGCAGGACAUCAAGCCUCGCUUCCACAAGUCCCGCACUGUCACUCUGCAGCAUGAAGGAGGGGAGGGCGAGGAGGGUGAGGACAUCGAUGAAGAUGAGGACGAUGAUGAUGACACGCUGUCUGAUUGGAACCUACGGAAGUGCUCUGCUGCCGCUCUGGAUGUUCUUGCCAACGUGUUUCGUGAGGAGUUGCUGCCUCAUCUCCUCCCCUUGCUCAAAGGCCUGCUUUUCCAUCCUGAUUGGGUCAUCAAGGAGUCCGGCAUCCUGGUGCUUGGGGCUAUUGCUGAGGGAUGUAUGCAGGGUAUGGUACCUUACUUGCCUGAGCUUAUCCCUCACCUCAUCCAGUGUUUAUGUGACAAGAAGGCCUUGGUGCGCUCCAUUGCCUGCUGGACCCUCAGUCGCUAUGCCCACUGGGUGGUCAGCCAGCCCCCUGAUGCUCACCUCAAACCCCUCAUGACGGAGCUGCUCAAACGGAUCCUGGAUGGCAACAAGAGAGUACAAGAGGCUGCAUGCAGUGCAUUUGCCACUCUGGAGGAAGAAGCAUGCACAGAGCUGGUACCAUACCUGAGCUUUAUCCUGGACACCCUGGUUUUUGCUUUUGGGAAGUACCAGCACAAAAACCUCCUCAUCCUCUAUGAUGCCAUAGGAACACUGGCAGACUCUGUGGGACACCAUCUCAACCAGCCUGAGUACAUACAAAAGCUGAUGCCUCCACUGAUAGCCAAGUGGAAUGAGUUGAAGGAUGAGGACAAAGAUCUCUUCCCUCUGCUCGAGUGUCUGUCAUCUGUUGCCACAGCGCUGCAGAGCGGCUUCCUUCCCUAUUGUGAGCCCGUCUAUCAGCGCUGUGUCACCCUGGUCCAGAAGACCCUUGCUCAGGCCAUGAUGUACAGUCAGCAGCCAGAUCAGUAUGAAGCACCCGACAAGGACUUCAUGAUUGUGGCCUUGGAUCUUUUAAGUGGCUUGGCAGAGGGACUCGGAGGCCACGUGGACACACUCGUGGCUCGCAGUAAUAUCAUGACCCUGCUUUUCCAAUGCAUGCAGUCCCAGGAUACGAUGCCCGAAGUAAGACAGAGUUCAUUUGCUCUGCUGGGUGACUUGACCAAGGCUUGCUUUCCUCAUGUCAAACCCUGUAUCGCUGAAUUCAUGCCAAUCCUCGGAACAAAUCUGAACCCAGAGUUCAUCUCCGUCUGCAACAACGCUACCUGGGCCAUAGGAGAGAUCUGCAUGCAGAUGGGAGUGGAGAUGCAGCCAUACAUUGCUAUGGUUCUGAACCAGCUGGUGGAGAUUAUUAAUCGACCCAAUACUCCCAAGACCCUGUUGGAGAACACCGCAAUCACCAUUGGCCGGCUGGGCUAUGUGUGUCCUCAGGAGGUCGCGCCCAUGUUGCCGCAGUUCAUCCGACCCUGGUGUACGUCUCUCCGAAACAUCCGAGACAACGAGGAGAAAGACUCCGCCUUCCGUGGGAUUUGCAUUAUGAUUGGCGUGAACCCUGGAGGUGUGGUGCAGGACUUCAUCUUCUUCUGUGACGCUGUGGCCUCCUGGGUCAAUCCUAAAGAUGACCUGAGAGACAUGUUCUACAAGAUCUUGCAUGGUUUUAAGGAGCAGGUUGGGGAGGAGAACUGGCAACAGUUUUCAGAGCAGUUCCCACCACUGCUGAAGGAGAGACUGGCAGCCUGCUAUGGGGUUUAGAUUCUCUACACCCACCUAAGAGGUGAGCCAGCAGGAGGAGGGUGAAUGGGAAACUCAUCCAUCUGUGUAUUGCACUGCCCUGAUCUGGGGGGAGGGAGAGGGAUGCUAUUGGCCGCUCCCCCUGAUGGACGGCCCCCACGCCCUAUGUGUUUGUCCAUAGAGGGAGGGUAGGCGGGUGGGAGGGAGGGACAGGGAGGACACCUCUAGAUUAACUAGGCAGGGACCUGACACAGAAAAACUAACUGGUAGGGACAGAUAGAGAGGGACAGAGAGAAGGAGACGGAGAAGAGAUGGAGGGAGAGACAGGAUGGGAAAGAGGAGAGGCAGGAAAAGAUACCAGCAUAGAGUGAGUUCAGGGAAAGAAACUGAGGGAAUUCAGUAAUAAGAAAGGGAAAAAAGAGCCACAGAAAGGUCUGUUACUUGGCUUUGAGGACAGGGACAGCUGAGAUUUUAAUGGGAUUCUUAAACUUAAGAGUAAUAGAUUUCUUGACCGACAGAGACAGACCAAUGAACACAGACUCUCACACUUUAACUUGCACAUGCUGUACAUUCAGUACAUGUAACAGACUGUGGGUGGCACUAUAAUUUAGACUUUUUAAGACCUACUACAUGUAGUUAGGGACCGACAGGUGUCUAAAUUCUGUUCAUUUUCUGGGUGAUACAUUUCUUUUCCGGGGAAUAGGAUUCAGUAUAAAUUACUUCAUCCAUAGUCACUGAAACAAUACUUAACUGUAAGAUAAUCUAGCUAUCUUCAUCUGUGUUUCCUACCUUCAUUUUUGACCAGAGUGCUGCUUCACAGAGCUUUCUAUCUAUCAGACGUAUUCCUGUCACAUUUUCUACCUGAUCAAACCAGAGUAAGAGAGCAGGAGGGAAAAAAAACUAAGCAUCUUUUCCUCUUGGCUUCACAGCAACCAUUCCUCUAGGAAGGGAGGAUUAGGGCUAACACAUUUGUUUUCUCACCAGAGGGGGAGGAAAUAUUACCAAGAAAAUCACAUUUUUAGUUGUCUCUGUGCAGUUUUGUGCGUGUGAAUGUGCACGCGCGCACGUGUGUGCAUGUGCAGUUUAUAAAUCCUUACUUCGGCAUUCUGUGUUAACAGUCCGUGAAAUGUGUAUUGUUUUUGAUAUGGUACCGAGCUAAAACUUGACUCCCACCGCGAUGUCCUUUGGCACCUGUUAACUGUGACCAAGUGUGUGUGUGUGUGUGUUUGGGGUUUUUUUUUGUAUGUGUGUGAGUGUGUAUGUGUUUGUCUACAUUCGUACUGAUAUCCAUUUGAUGCCAUAUCAAUAUCUUAAGUAAAACAGUGAUUGGCAGUGUCAUUGUGAUCUUUAUAAUGUUUUAAAACUGGUCCUUUUUUGCUGCUACUGAUGAUUCUUGUUUUUUUUGUUUUUGUUUUUUUAUAUAGUGGAUUUAAAUUCGCACACUUAACACAAAAAAUGAAUUAAUGCUAUUUUCAGUGACUGUUAAGUUGUUUUUUUGCACUUUUUUUAUUUUAUUUUACCUAUAUUUCGUUUUUGUAUGUAUUCUUUUUUUAACCUCACCCAUAUGAUAUGUUUUGACCCUAAUGUCAGUGUUUGUCAUACUGUGUUGCACUGUGAAAUUAAGUGUCUGUGACUGGCAAAAAUAUCCCAAUACUAAAUGGCAAAUAAAAAUAACUUUGUGAAACUGCGACUAAUCCGCACUUUUACAAUGACUAACCUUGCCAUAUUGCUGAGUGGUACGUGUGUGCGUGUGAAUGUGUGUGUGUGUGUGUGUGGGAUCCUGCAUGUGUAGGUGCGCAUGAGUACCUUUUUUUUUUUUUUUUUUUUUUUUACCUAUGAGCAUGUUUUUGAUAGUUUAGUUAUGAUGUGUGCACAGUAGGGAUGCAAAUUAUAUUUUCUUUCUGUAUUUGGAAGGGUUGUAGCCUGCCCCAGCAUACUUUGUGUGCAUGCUCAGUGUCGGUGUUUUCACUUUGCGUGCGUGUAUGUGUGAAAGUGUGUGUGUGCAGUUUGAUGGAUAUUUUAGAAUAAAAUGAUUGCCCUUUACACCAACACACCACCUCAAAUCACAAUAAGACAAGAGCACAGUACACUUAAAAUAAUAAAAGCUAGGACACUGCCAAAGAGCAAUAGCCACUGAAAUUUUAAAAGCAGACAGUGAUUAGAGGUGAGCUGCUAUUUCCAAUAGUCACCUUGUUUGUCGUGCUGGUGUAGAGUUAGACGCACAGUGGGGCUUUUAUGGAUAAUCAUUGUUAAGGUUUUUCCAGCAAAAUUGACUACAGGGAUUUUUUUUUUCCAUUUGAUAAUCUGCCAGUGUUUUGCAGCAUGUUGACAUUUGGAAACACGCAGUGGUACUUGGUUUGACCUAGACUGUGACCAUAGAGAUAAUCAAACCGAUCCUUAGUUAUUUCAAAUAUGAGACAAUCUCAACCCCAGUUUAAUUCUCUCGCCACUGUCUCUUAGUUCAAAGCUUGAAAACACACAAAUGUUUGUGGUUUUUUGCUUUACUGCUAUUUUUUUUUAAUCUUCAUGAGCAGUUUUUGUAUUGGCAACGUCGGUGUAUUUUGUUUCUUUGUCUGCUUCAGUGCCAGUCAAAAUUAUGAUGAAUUUGAAGUGAAAGUGGGGGCGUCACGGCUUCUUUAAGAGGAGAAGAAGCAGUUUAUGUGUCCGUUCUGUUUAUAUAAUAAAAAGCAUGAUAAUGUUGCAGUUUGGCAGAAAGACUUUGGUACUUUUUGUUUUUCCUGUGAAUUCCUCUCGCCAGUCGUGUUCCCUUUUUUGGAAGAUGGGAAUAGAAAUAAAAAUGCUUUCAAGUCUAUUAUAUGAUUUAUAGUUUGUGUGGAAUCUCAAAAGUCCAGAUGGAUAGUGGAGUCUUGAAAUAAAUCAU
Messenger RNA from Neolamprologus brichardi, 5723 nucleotides. RefSeq names its product transportin 2b (gene tnpo2b). The record is from RefSeq and is a predicted model, not a curated record. Lineage: Eukaryota; Metazoa; Chordata; Actinopteri; Cichliformes; Cichlidae. Gene Ontology annotation, biological process: protein import into nucleus. Gene Ontology annotation, molecular function: small GTPase binding.